Messenger RNA from Rosa rugosa (rugosa rose), 1848 nucleotides. RefSeq names its product transcription factor LRL2-like. Gene Ontology annotation, cellular component: nucleus. The record is from RefSeq and is a predicted model, not a curated record. The coding region runs from base 593 to 976 and encodes 127 amino acids. Lineage: Eukaryota; Viridiplantae; Streptophyta; Magnoliopsida; Rosales; Rosaceae. The transcript is spliced from 6 exons. Gene Ontology annotation, molecular function: protein dimerization activity.
CUUCUAGGGCCUUCUCUCAUCGGCUAUGGUAUUUCAAUAGAGACAGACUGUGAGAGCGAAGAGUGCAGAGCAGGCCUUCAAUUUGAAGCGUGAUUGCAGUGAGAUUGGGGAUGACAGGCCCCUUUAUGGUAACCCCUAAUCGCGCAACGACAUCACCCCACCGCUUCACUCCUCUCUGAGUUUAACUCUCUUAAGACCACUACUGCUCCACAGCAUAUGAAUCAAAUUCCUCAACCGCGUUCAGUAAAUUUCCUCUCGGUGCUGCAAGAAAGGUAUUGCUUCUUCUUACUCUCUGCCUUUUCUCAUCUGAGUAUUACUUGCUUUUCUGGGUUCGUGCUUAUUUGUGGUUCCAUGUUGAUAAAGAGGUACAAACCAAGACCCAUGAGGGCCGCUGAAAGAGGCAAUGAGUUGCAUAAUGGGAAGUUGAUUGUGCAGAAUUGGGGAUUUCGGAGUUGGCCUGAUGGGAUUCAGUCAAUGGCUAUCCCACUAAGAGUUCAUCUUUAUGUGAAUGAAAUACUCCAAAGCUUACCAACAUUUAGGAAUCUCAAUCAUUUGAACUUGGACCUCUAUUCAUAUUGAACUAAACGUGAAGAUGUUGAUCUGGUGCCUGAUUCCAAAUUCUAACAAGACUGAUAAGGCUUCAAUGCUGGAUGAAGCAGUUGAGUAUUUGAAGCAGCUCCAGCUUCAAGUACAGUUUGCAUGGUUGUGGAUUUUGGGUUUUCAGAGGGGAGAAAGGAAGAAACAGAAGAAGGGGGAGACGGGAAGGACAGAAGAGGCAGGGAAAUCCAAAAGACGAGAAGAACUGCUCUACUUCACAGAUUCAAGGAUAUGUCUGCUGGAACAAGGAACAACUUUGAAAACAAGUUUUGGGCCAAAAGCCAAGAUAGUGGCAGCAUCCAUUCAUUUUAUGAUGUCGGUGCUAAUCCACUUGACAAACAAGUAUCAAUAUCAAAAUCUGACAAGAGGAGGUGAUUAAUGUUAGAGGGUACCGUUGGUAGCAGUAUUCAAGAUGUGACAAACCAGGGCACAUUUUGCUUUCUGGCUACGAUUUCUGGUAACAACCGCAGCACAAGACAAUGAUAAGCACAUCAUGGGGUGCCCCCGCUGCUUUCACCAAAGGUUUCAACCUUCAGCAUGUCUCUGAUGGUCUCUAUGGGAGGCAUCUUCAUGUCUACAGUUGGCCUGAGGGUGAAUUGAAACGAACUUUGGAUCUUGGCAAUGCAGGACUCUUACCCUUGGAGGUGAGUAGUAUAAAACUGAUGGCAGUCAUUAAUUUUUACAAUAUAUGUUAUUUUCUUUUUUGGUUAAUCUCUUUGAGCAAAAUGAUGGAACAAAUUUUCUACACUAAAGUUUCAGUCUUGAUUUCAAUUGGGUACUUUAGCUUUUGUUCUUUGAUUUCUGCUAAUUUAUGCAAUUGGGUUAUAUAGCAGAACAAGUUUGGCAAUCCUCAAAGAAAGUUUGGAAAGGGGUUGACCUAAUAAGAGAAAGCUUGCCCAUAUUUAGCUUGGGUAUUAGUUUGUGUAGUGUGUUGGGGAUGUAUAGGAAUUUAGUAUGUAAUAGUUUGGGAUAAAAUGAGCAAUGAGAUUACUGCUUUCGUGCUCCUUUUUGACAUGAUUUCAGGCGAUAGAGGCUGAUAAUGUUAUGGGCUCAAGUAGGGUUGAUGAAUUUGCUGAACCUGUUUUACAAUAUGGACACAGGUAGAACCCUGAUGCAAAUCCAUAAUUUAAAGUUGUGAUUUGUUGGGAGGAUGGAGUACCAUAAUGCCAUAGAGUGUUGAAGUUACAAAAGGACUUUAAUCUCUUUUGUUGUAUUACACAACAAUAGUAAUCUACAGCUACCAUUUUGACA